This is a messenger RNA of Onychomys torridus (southern grasshopper mouse), 1264 nucleotides long. Its product is annotated as ribonuclease P protein subunit p29. Bases 222 to 884 code for a protein of 220 amino acids. Gene Ontology annotation, biological process: rRNA processing; tRNA 5'-leader removal. Gene Ontology annotation, cellular component: ribonuclease MRP complex; ribonuclease P complex. The transcript has 7 exons. Gene Ontology annotation, molecular function: ribonuclease P RNA binding. The record is from RefSeq and is a predicted model, not a curated record. NCBI's taxonomy places the organism in Eukaryota, Metazoa, Chordata, Mammalia, Rodentia, Cricetidae.
CAAGGCGUCAUAUCCGAAAUCCGGUCGCAUCCAUUGAUGCCGCCUGGAGCAAGUCUGUGUACUGUGUGCAUGUUGUUUCUUGGGCACAACGGAUUUUUCCAGCGGAAAGGUAAACAAGAAAGAGUCCUGGUAGCUGAAAGCUGCUGAACAAAGCGAAGAAAGGGAAAGAGUGAGUGAGACCUGAAGGAGACGUCUCCAAAGCGCGCCGGAAGCGUCCGACAAUGAAGGCUGUGAUUUACCAUGCCUUUUCUCAUAAAGAAGCCAAGGAGCACGAUGUACAGGACCUGGGAAGCCAGAGGGCUGAGGCCUUUGUGAGGGCCUUCCUGAAGCAGAGCAUACCUCGCUGGAGCCAGCAAGACUGUGAGAGCCAUCUGCAACGCAAGGCUGUGGUCUUGGAAUACUUCACUCGCCAGAAGCCAAAGCAGCAGCAGAAGAAAUCCAAAGGCCUCACUGCCAAACAGAGGAGAGACAUGAGGCUUUUUGACAUUAACCCAGAGCAACAGAGAUACAGUCUCUUCCUCCCUCUGCAUGAACUCUGGAAGCAGUACAUCCGUGACCUGUGCAACGGGCUCAGGCCAGACACGCAGCCACAGAUGAUUCAGGCCAAGCUCCUAAAGGCAGAUCUUCACGGUGCUAUUAUUUCAGUCACGAAAUCCAAGUGCCCCUCCUGUGUGGGGGUCACAGGAAUCCUUCUGCAGGAGACCAAGCAUGUCUUCAAGAUCAUCACCAAAGAAGACCACCUGAAAGUUAUCCCCAAGCUAAAUUGUGUGUUCACCAUAGAAGUGGAUGGCUUCAUUUCCUACAUUUAUGGAAGCAAAUUCCAGCUUCGUUCAAGUGAGAGGUCUGCCAAGAAGUUCAAAGUAAAGGGAACAAUUGACCUGUGAACUCUCUGCCACUGGAGACAGAAGUCGCUGGCAGCUGAGAACUGGAAAUACUUUAAAUACCCACUUUUUCAUGAAAGCUUUCUGGCUGUGGCCCACCUGUAGUCCAGGGAAAGCAGAGUAGCUGAAGAACAUUGAGCAACACAAGAAGAAGUCGGGGUAGAGAUUUGCCUCUCCAGGGAGAAAAGACUAGCAGAAAAUGCACCAGGACUAACCCUGGGUGAUUUGAAGAAGGGGGCCGUUUAGGUUCUGUCUUUCAUACUUUCCUGUGUUUCCCAAACAUUCUGUGCUGAACUAGUUAUUCUGUUAAUAACAAAAUACACUACAGGCAUAAAUGGGCUCAAAUAAAGGAAUCAUUCUUGACUUUCUGGGUUAAAAGGGAA